Oncorhynchus masou masou (cherry salmon) is the source of this 3418-nucleotide messenger RNA. Its product is annotated as glypican-5-like. The transcript is spliced from 6 exons. Gene Ontology annotation, cellular component: plasma membrane; extracellular region; cell surface. Bases 62 to 790 code for a protein of 242 amino acids. The record is from RefSeq and is a predicted model, not a curated record. Gene Ontology annotation, biological process: cell migration; regulation of protein localization to membrane; positive regulation of canonical Wnt signaling pathway. Lineage: Eukaryota; Metazoa; Chordata; Actinopteri; Salmoniformes; Salmonidae.
AGUAUGUGGGCCUCUCACAGACACUCCGUCAGUGACAAGUAUACGUCCCACCCUGGAGGUCAUGACCUCCGUGACCACCUCCCCGACCUCGGUGGCCUCAACGCCCUCCCCAGCCGAGGUCACACUGGGCCGCUUGUCGCAUACCAGGAGGUCCUUACCUCUGAAACCAUCCAAGAUUGAUAAGCCUCGAAGUCUGAAAAAGAUCUCUAGAGAGUUUAUGGGCUAUAUUCAGCGCUACAGGUCCUUCUUCUCUGCCCUGCCGGAGACACUGUGUGAGAGUGAGAUGGUGGGGGAGGACUUCACCUGCUGGAGUGGGGAGGACGUGGUGGAGAGUUAUGUGGGCCGUGUUGUGGGAAACGGCUUUCAGGCCCAGAAAAACAACCCAGAGAUUAAGGUCCGCAGCAUUGACCCCAUCCUAGUGGCAGCUAGAGACAAACUAGAACAGUUCAAACAGGAGAUGCAGGGUCAGAUGGGCUGGGCGACAGAAUGGGGGGCGUUGGUGGAGACGGGCAGUGGGACGAGAGGAGAGGCCAGCGGAGAGUGUGACGAUGAGGACGGAUGUCAGGGAUCUGGAGAGGAAGACUUUACUGAUGAGAAUGAGAGAGUGGACGUGGCCACUGCUGGUGUUCCACUGGGGAAGAGCCCAGGAGCCAGGGAGCCCCCACACCAGGUCCCUACCAUUCAACCCCCUCCACAGGUAGCUGUGAAAGCUGCGGGCCACACUCCAACACACCACCCAGCUAUCACCAUCACCCUCAUCACCCUUCUGUUUGCCUUGGGGUUACCAUGACACCAACUCUGAGACCCCCUUCCCCUCCGCUGAUGAUGCCACUGAGCACUGGAGAGAGGUGGGGAGCAUUCACAAGAAGGAAGAGGAGGAUGAGAAGGAGGACAAGAAGAGGUGCUCGCCAGCCAACCUGUGUCUUUUCCCCAGCUGCUCUCUGUUAGUUGACGGGAGCUGGACUGCAUGGCUGUGUUUGUGCGAUGUAGGAUGUCUGCAUUUCUCUCUCUCUCCCUUGUUGCCUUUACCUCUGCUUUGUCCUCACUGCCGCCUCCUCUCUGAUUCACUGAACUGCCUGGUCAGUUGACCGUCAGAUGUGGUCAGCUAUAUGUCCCACUACUCGCUUGGUUCUCCUAUGGUCCCUAGGUUUAGGUUAUGAACAGUACAGUGCAGAAACAGUGCUGAACUUAAGAAUGUAAUAAGGCCCAACACAGGCAUCUCUCCUCACCUGUCCACACCUAAAGCCAACUGCCAUGUUCUCUGGGCUCUCUCUAUUUGUUACUUAGUUUGCGUUUGAUUAUGCCUUCUGUCAAUAGUCAUCGAGCACACUGUACAUGUUUUAUAUGGUCCCAUGUGGGACUUUGAUUGUGUAUUUGUUUGUGUGCCUGUAUUUACCUAUACUUAUAUCUACAUGUGGGUUUCUUUACCAUAUAAUUUACUGUAACAACAUAAUAAUGGCUUGUACAGUACUAGAACUGAUCUAUUGGACAAAUGUAAAUACACAUUUAUGUAAAUAUACAGUUUGUACUGUAUAAGGAUAGGAUAACAAGGGCUUGAUUGGAGUUGUUGCUGUGGAAAUAGAGGAAUAAUAGGUUUUUGGAUACCUUUAUAUAAACUUCACCAAAUGAUUUUGCCCGUAUGUUUUGAUGGGCACCAAGCCCGACCCUCAACAUAUGUUCCCACACACUGACAUCCUAGUUAACAUGCAUCCAUUGCACCAAGAUCACCUCUAUUAUAAUGGCAAGUGUAUAAAUGUAUAUAUCUGAAGUCACACACAAUGUUCAUCUUUGGUUUUAAAUGUUACAUUUGCUUAGUACAGAAAUGGUUCACUUUUUAAAGCUGGAAUCCUGAAUAGUGAAACUUGCACGUCUGUUUGCAGUAACUUCUUUGUUGUUGUAAUAUCGCAAACAACCAACACGUUUUUUCCCCCUCAGACAUCAAUCCAGCAGAAUAGUACUGGAUUUUUUUUUUUACCAGGUUACCCAACGCUCCUCACCUCCGCUUCGUCAACAAAAGAAAAACAAUAACAACGGCCGUGGGGUGGUCAGUGGUGCUGUUUCCCCUACUGCAGAUUCCAUCUUUAAAGGGAUGCUGCAAACACCUCCGUCCUGCAUGAAGUUCCAGGUUUAAGAUAACCAAGUGUGUUUUACCUAGCAAGGAAACAAUAGCUGCAUAUAAAGAGCCUUCAGCUCAAUAAAGACCCCCCCCCCCCCCAUGAACAAAGCUAUCAAAGGUAGCUUUGAGCUGUUGUCAGGAGACAGAGUGAGUGACAGGUCCAAUAUUCUGCUCUACUGGAUAGCAAUGCAUCCUAUGCCUCACCUGUUUGUUCUGAAUGCCAGGUCCAGUAGUGUACCUCAUCAUUGCCGCUCCACUCCUUUGAAUGUCAAUGUUAAUUGGCCAAUCAGACCUUUUGAUGUGAGAGCUUGCUUUAGCCUCGUAAUUACAGUACCAGACUGAUUACCUCUGCGCUGAUUCCGUGGUAGUGAACCAUUCAUGUAAACUCGCAAGCCAGGCAGCUUGUGAGGCUAAUCUUUCUUUGCAACCCCUUUAAAAGGGCAGAAAUGUUCAGAGCCAGGUGAGUGAUGACAGGACUGAUAUAUUAGACUGGCCCUUUAUCUGAAACAGAUGGAGACUUUGUAGACUCGCAUUGGCAUUUUAAUAAACAUAUAACAGUGAACCUGACCAUGAUGUGCCUGCCACACUGUCUUUCCUCAUUUUUCUCUUUGCAUUCUCUGACUGAGAUUGUGAGAGUUUGCAUGAAAGUCUGAUUUUGUUUUCCUCAACUCUUCAAAGUGUUUGUCGAGGCACUUAGCCAAGCUGUUCCUGAGAAAACUGUUAGUGUGGUAAGGACAUGUUUUAUUUCAGGUCCAGUCAUGCAUAGCCAAACCGUCAAGCUGUGAACAUUCUUUUCUCAUCUGCUAUGAGACAGUGUGCUUGCAGUGUUGAUAUGAAUACUAAUAAAGGAAGUAGAAUAUUGUAUUGGGUUAGAUUUGCUUCUCAAACAAGGAUUUUCUACAGUAUAUUUCCAGAUCUGUGCUGGGGAUUCUGCAUGGCUUUGCCAAACAGUGCAUGCCCAUGUUGUUUCUGCCACUCUGUGCCUCUUGAGCUAAGCCAGGCUAGGCAACGCAGGGCUAGACUGUGCUGGCUGCUGCUGCUCAUUGCCCUCUGGCCCUUCACUGGAUUACAGUGAUUGGAUUGGCAAGGGCUGCUGCCAAACCCCACUAACUGGUGCCAAUCACUACCAGUGCCCUACAGGCCCUGCUGGAUAAUAAAUACAUCUCUCACUGAAUAUCAAGUAACCUGUGAGGCAGAGCCCACAACCACAAGGAGAAAGAGACAGAAUGCUGGUUUCACAAACUUCCACAAUGUCUAAGUGCAACUGAACGUGUUCUGACAAGUCUGUAGGUAUCAAAUUCA